Molecule: messenger RNA, 435 nt
Organism: Saccharomyces kudriavzevii IFO 1802
Lineage: Eukaryota; Fungi; Ascomycota; Saccharomycetes; Saccharomycetales; Saccharomycetaceae
Gene: HNT1
Product: adenosine 5'-monophosphoramidase
Exons: 2
Coding region: 1-435 (144 amino acids)
Biological process (GO): nucleotide metabolic process
Molecular function (GO): catalytic activity
Source: RefSeq, a predicted model, not a curated record
AUGUCUGCUCCUGCUGCCCUUGAUGCUGCCUGCAUAUUUUGUAAAAUUAUUAAAGGUGAAAUUCCAUCUUUCAAAUUGAUCGAAACCAAGUACUCGUAUGCGUUCUUGGACAUCCAACCCACCGCUGAAGGCCAUACCUUAAUCAUUCCUAAGUAUCACGGUGCCAAAUUACACGACAUCCCAGACGAAUUUCUUACUGAUGCCAUGCCAAUUGCCAAGAGAUUGGCCAAGGCGAUGAAAUUAGACACCUACAAUGUCUUACAAAACAAUGGUAAGAUUGCGCACCAGGAAGUCGACCACGUGCACUUCCAUUUGAUUCCUAAGAGAGACGAGAAGAGCGGUUUGAUUGUAGGCUGGCCAGCGCAAGAAAGUGACUUCGACAAGUUAGGUAAACUACACAAGGAAUUGCUCGCCAAAUUAGAAGGCUCUGAUUAG